AUGAAAUCCUGUGUUUUCUGUAAUGUCUCAAAAGAGAACGGAUUCAAUAUUCUUUGGGAAGAUGAUAAAUACAUCGCCUUUUACGACCGAGACCCCGCAUGCAGAUACCACGUUCAAUUAAUCCCGAAGGCACAUAUUCGAAGCGUAAAGUCCUUAACGAAAGAUGAUGCGCAGCUUGUUCGGAAUAUGGCUGCUAUCGGCACGAGCAUUCUAGAUCAACUCGAUGUCCCGAAAGAUAUGAGAAAGAUGGGGUUUCAUAUACCCCCCUUCAAUUCUGUUAGUCAUCUACAUCUUCACGUACAAGGUCUUCCGUAUAAGAACUUCUUUCGUGCGGCAAAGUAUCCCGUCACUCGGGGUGGUAAAUGGCACGAUAAAGGGUUCAGUUAUUUUGUAGAUGUGGACCAGGUCAUCAGAAUCUUGGAGAAGGGAAGCGGCGUCGGAAUUUCUCCAUGCUCAUAA
This is a messenger RNA of Desarmillaria tabescens, 459 nucleotides long. RefSeq names its product HIT-like protein. The transcript is spliced from 5 exons. The coding region runs from base 1 to 459 and encodes 152 amino acids. NCBI's taxonomy places the organism in Eukaryota, Fungi, Basidiomycota, Agaricomycetes, Agaricales, Physalacriaceae. Gene Ontology annotation, molecular function: catalytic activity. The record is from RefSeq and is a predicted model, not a curated record.